AUGCGGGGAGUGGAGGGGACGCAGAAGGUUGCAGGAAUUUUCCCGUUUCAGUUGAGGUCAAAAAGAACAUUGCGGAGGCGGGUGCUAAUGAAGAACUUUAGGAUGUCCCGCCUGCUGUCCGCUUUGGGAACGUGGAGUCAGUCUGCAGCUGAUGAUAUUGAGCGCUUGGGCUGCGUGGUCUUUCUGAGCAGCGCCGUCGCUCAAGCGGUUGCUCGCCAGAUGAAGCACCUUCCCCGCAACGAGGGAGUAACGCGGGCCAGCGUGUUGGCGGACGGGCAUGCGGUGGGCCGCUUUCCAAGGCCCCGCUGCGUGGUCGGAUGCAUGGCAGGUGGAGAUAAUAGAAGGGUAAUAAUCCAGACUGAAGUUCAAGCUGGCGUUCUGUAUAUGCCCAACAAGUGA
Messenger RNA from Trypanosoma rangeli, 399 nucleotides. RefSeq lists its product as uncharacterized. The record is from RefSeq and is a predicted model, not a curated record. The transcript has a single exon. Bases 1 to 399 code for a protein of 132 amino acids. Lineage: Eukaryota; Euglenozoa; Kinetoplastea; Trypanosomatida; Trypanosomatidae.